AUGAUUGAAACGCUCAAUAAAGUUUGGGAAUCACAAUUGGAUAUUGAGUUUAGAACUUUGGUGCUUGAUUUGAUUUUCCAUAUGCUGGAUGCUGAUUUGCAAAUUGAAAAGAAGGGUUCGCAGAAUUUGGCUUUGAAAGUGCUUUCGAUAUGUCAGUGUUUGAUCAAAUUAGAACGUCCUGCUCAAGUUGCACAGAUUUUCAAUAAUCUUUUAUCGAAGAAAAAUACUCUCGUUGCUUAUCAACUUUGCUUUAAACUUUACGAAAAUGCACCUCAAGAAUUUUUGGAACAACUCAAGGAACUUUUAUUUUAA
Meloidogyne enterolobii is the source of this 312-nucleotide messenger RNA. NCBI's taxonomy places the organism in Eukaryota, Metazoa, Nematoda, Chromadorea, Rhabditida, Meloidogynidae. The record is from the annotation of a GenBank genome assembly.